GACCGAUCCGUGUGCGUGCUGCCAUCACCGGGUUUUUGUGACCGACAAGAACACACAUACACUCACACAGAGGCACAAAGAAGAAGAUGGGAGGCCCUAGUGACCAAGGAGCAAUAGCUAGCUCUAGCUAGCAUCGAUCGAGAGGAGAGGUGAAGUGAAGAUGAACAACUCCAACGGAACUAGCGGCUACUGCUACAAUAAUACUCUAGUAUACAACUAUGUGUACAACCUCACCUCGUCCUAUGCGGACCAGAGAAACGAGGCCACCAUGGUGGCCACGUCCGUGAUCAUGUUCACUCUGGCGGCCCUCUUCUUCAACCUCAACCUCUUCAGCCCCUUCUCGGACAUCAGCGCCAUCCUCAACCCCAGCGUCCGGCUCUUCCUCUCCACCUCGCUCUCGCUCUUCCUCCCCGUCAUGUCCUACCUCUUCUCCGAGGCCAAGAAGGAAGGCGCGGCCACCGGGCAGACGACGGAGCUGUCGUUGCGGGCCCGGACCAUCCUCAUGUGGAUGCUCCUGGUGGAGCUCCUCCGCAAGAAGGUGGAGGCGGUGCUGGUGGGCGCGCCGCAGGGGUACUCGGGCAUCAUCGAGCGCGCCGCCCGGAUCGGCUGGCUGGGGUACCUCGUCUUCUACAACCUCAGGAGCGCCGGCAAGAAGGCGCUGUAUGGGAUCCUGUGGGUCCUUGCGGCUGCCAAGCUGGUGCAGAGGUUCGUCACCUUGGAGCUGGCGAAGCGUUCCUUUGCCUACGGCAAGAACCCCCAGCUCGUCGCCUCCUACAUGGCCCAGAUGCUAGAGGAGGAACGGCAGCACGCGGCGAGCGGCGGCGACCAGCGUGGGUCCGCGCUCCUGAAGCUGUGCAACUACGUGGUGACCGGCGAGGAGGACUUGGAAAAGGAGGCCGGCCCCGACGGCUACCAACUAGUGGUAGCUGAGCCGUCUGGACGAUUGGCGGAGGCCAUCAAGAAAGACGACUCCACGGUCGUGACGGUGGGCCGAAUCUGGGAGCUCGCCGGGGACAAGAAUGACAAACUGCUCAACGGCGGCGACCCCAGGCUGAAGCGGCUGUGCCUCUCCUUCACGCUCUACAAGCUGCUGCGGCGGAGGCUGGAGGACCUGCCCAUCACCGACGCCGAGGCCCGCAACUGCCGCCACCUCAUCUUCCGAGGCCUCUGCGAAGAAGAAGAAGCAGCCAAGGCCCUGUUCCAGGUCUUCGGCGACGAGGUGCAGUUCCUCUGCGAGCACUACCACUCGGUGCACCCGGUGGUGCUGGCCAGCCCCUUCUUCUUCCUCGUCAACUACAUCCUCUUCCCCGUCGUCGUGUGGGCCCUCUGCGCCCUCACCAUCGUCCUGUGCAGCAACGGGGACGUGGGCUACGCCUACCGGAGCUUCAAGGCCGACAACUACGCCGUGUGGUUCGGCGUAGUCCGGAUGGGCGGGUGCAUCCUGAGGAGGGUGACCAAAUCCCCCAUGCAUCUCUUCUCCGUCGUCGACGUUUCCAUCACCGCCCUCCUCCUCCUCUCCGUCGUCUACGAGGAGGUGUGGGAGUUCAUCGUCUUCCUGCUCUCCAACUGGUUCAUGGUGUCGCUGCUCUCCAGCUACGCCAGCUCCAGCCAGCGGUGGCGCGACAGCCCGCUCCUGAGGGGGGUCAUCCGCAGCGUCCUGUGGGUGCGCACGCUGCUGAGCGGCCCCAGCGUCCGCGUCAAGCAGCUGUCCCUGCUCUGGUGCUGCGGCCGCCUGGCGCUGCUGCCGACCAGGGCCGUGCCGGUGCAAGCCAAGAAGGCCCUCAUGGAGCGUCUGAUGGACAGCGCCGCCGGCGACGGCGUCGGCCCUCAUCCCAGCAACCUUGUUGUGCAGUCGGGCGAGACGACCGUGCAGCUGCGGCAGCGCCAUAGCCGCAGCAGGGCCGGCAUCGCCGAGGUCAUCCUCGCCUGGCACAUCGCCACCGAGCUCUUGGAGUCGAGGCACCCGCUGACGGAGCAGACCAAGGCGGAGGAGCCUCACCGCAAGGUGGCCACGGCGCUGUCCAGGUACUGCGCCUACCUGGUGGCGUUCCAGCCGGCGCUCCUCCCCGACGACAAGGACGGCACGGAGCGCGUCUACAAGGACACCAUGGCGGAGCUCAAGAGUAAUAAUAAGGCGCUCGGGUGCUGGGGCUACCACGUGUAUCCACCCGCCACCCGGUCCAACAAGUUGAUGGCGAUGGCGGCGGAGACGGCGGUGGCCACCGACACCGAGAGGAAGGAGAAGAAGAAGGAGGCCACCUCGGCGUCUGCGCUGCACGAGGGAGCAAGGUUGGGGAAGGCGCUGGUGGACACGUACGGAGCCCCCACGACGGACGUUGAGCAGCUGUGGAAGCAGCUCGCCGACCUGUGGACAGAGGUGCUGGUGUACGCGGCGCCGACGGGGAGCGAGGUGCACCUCAAGGCGCACAGGGAGGCGCUGGCGCAGGGCGGCGAGUUCAUCACCGUGCUCUGGGCGAUAGCCACCCACACCGGCAUCGGCCGCGGGCCGGCGGUGGCCACGCCGCCGGCAUGAUUCUAGCUCGCCGGCGGGCCGGGCGAGAGUUUUAUUUUGUUGUGGGUAGCUCGCCGGCCGGCAUCAACAGUUACGUUGCGUACUCCCUACUGUCGGCACGCACGCGCUCCUAACUCUGUACAUGUAUGUUGCAGAGAAUGUGUACGUGCAGUUCCAAAGUAUCGGCUAGCGUUUCUAGUAUUAUUGGAGCUUUUUUUGUGAGUUUAGCUUAGCGAUCUUUUCCGUUAAUGCAUUUAUUGCCUAUUGGUCUUCAUUGUUUCGUCUUGUUACUGGGUGCCCAUGUAAGAUUUAAUCAGCAAUAAUCACAAAGCAGAUCCUAUCUUCAUAGA
This is a messenger RNA of Panicum virgatum (switchgrass), 2862 nucleotides long. RefSeq lists its product as uncharacterized. Lineage: Eukaryota; Viridiplantae; Streptophyta; Magnoliopsida; Poales; Poaceae. Bases 161 to 2533 code for a protein of 790 amino acids. The transcript is spliced from 2 exons. The record is from RefSeq and is a predicted model, not a curated record.